AUGUACGCCGCUCAGAAUAUAACGCCAACAGUUUUGGAUGCCAUGAACGGAAAUGUUUCCGAAUGGUAUAACGAAUGCGACAAUGCCAUUAGAAGGUCAGAAAUAGUUCCUGGAACUUACGAAUAUACAACUGCUGUUUCUUAUGGAAACGUAGGUGAGUUUGGAGAAGGUUCUUCAACAACAGUAGAUAUUGCUUGCGACAGGUUUCAUAUUAUUUCUAUUGACAACUCAUUCUUAUACGUGGAACAAGACAUUGAAAUAAAACCUUCUGCCAAGUUGUCUGACAAGAAAGGUUGCAAUGGAAUUUUCUAUGUCGGAUACCAAUAUGCUCCAGAAGUUUUCAUGGGAUAUAAGAUAUAUUCUAACUCUGACUUAGUUCAAACAGUAACAUGGGCAAACUAUGAAUGGUUCGCUUUGAGAAACUCAGUACAACCACAAGCUAGAGAACAAACAGACCAGUAUGCAAAUAUUGAGAAAAUAAGAAGACUUGACCCUAACGUUCCAGGAGUUUAUGUUAACCUUUCUGGUUCAGAUGGAACUGCUGCCACUAAAGUAAAACUGAAACUUAGAGUUCCUUUGUCAUCUUUCCUCAUCUUCAGGUUUUUAAGAUACUUGCCAAACUGGGCAGGAAAAAUUUCUAUUGAACUUACUCCAAGCAAAAAUAACUUAGUCAUUGCACCAACACAAGACCCAUUCACUAUUACUGUAGCUGGAACUGGUGGAGCCAAGUUCUGUGACUUUUGCAAAGACAAAGUUGACUUAGACUUUGGUUUCUCAAACUUCAACAAUGAAGUAAACUAUUAUUUCAAUGCUGCUGGAACUGCUUGGGACCCAGUUAAGUUUACAUGCGAAAAGUUUGAAUGCAAGAGAAUAGAAAGCAGACUUGCAGUCUAUAUGUUGGACCCAGAUAUUUCAAAUGCUUUAGCUGCCAAAUAUAUUGCAGUUCCACUUAUGUUCCCUAUACACCAAAUCU
This is a messenger RNA of Trichomonas vaginalis G3, 973 nucleotides long. RefSeq names its product protein of unknown function, DUF4106 family. The record is from RefSeq and is a predicted model, not a curated record. The annotation marks the transcript as partial. The transcript has a single exon. Lineage: Eukaryota; Parabasalia; Trichomonadida; Trichomonadidae.